AUGAAGAACCGAUCAAGUUCCCCUCCAGUUCAUGUACAUGUCAGUGAGGCCACUCCAGUCCAUGUGCACGUGAAGAGUCAUAGAAGUCCGACAGCAGAACCUCAGAAGAGAAAGGUUAAAGAUAAGGGAAUUCUUCAGACCACAGCCCAGGUCAAAACCAGAGUACCAUGGAUCCCCCCCGGGAAGACUACCUUCAGAGAUGCUUCCUUCAAAUUUGAGGGCCCUGCGCAUUGUCUAGAAAUUAUUCCGAAGACCACUCAAGAAGAACAGUCUGCUUUGUGUUUGGCCGACUUGACAUCAGAUGGCGAGUGUGAACUUCAUGGACGAAUCAACCGAUAUGAACAGAAAGUUGACAGUUUGAUGACAGAAGUCAGCUCAUUGAAGAACGAGAGAGUUGCAGCUGAGCACAAGGAAGAACUGGCGAUUGUGACCAAGAAACUGCAGCAGACAGAAGAAGAAAACUCAAGAUUACGGCACUCGCUGGAACAGAUGCCAAUGGCUGACCACAACAGUGAGGCGACUUAUCUGGACAAAGAUAGUUUGCUUACAAAGUUGAUGGAAGCUGAGGCAGAUAAUAAGGCAGCUUCCAAACAAGUGUCAGAUCUAAGUGAAUCUCUUUAUAAAAUGGGUGCAACACAUGGUGAGUCUUCACAUCUGGCUCGCCAUAAAGAACUACUGCAGCAGAAACUGGAGACAAUGGAAGGGACCAAUCGAGCACUGCGACAGCUUCUCCGAGAACAUCGUAAUUCUUAUAAAGACUCGGCACAACUGAGGAUCCAGAAGGAAACAUUGCUUAACAAACUUUCUUGUAAAGAAAAGGAAAAUGCACGUUUGAUAGUAAAGCUUCAAGAGACUCAAAAUCAAAUGUACGACCUGUGUAAAUCUUUGGAUGAUGAGAAAAUAAAUGCCAAGAGUGUAUCUGAUUUUUCUAAAAGUUUAGAAUCCACAAGAGCUCAUUUACAAGGUCAGCUGCGCAGUAAAGAAGCAGAAAACAAUCGACUCACUGUUCAGAUAAAGAACUUUGAGAGCACUGUAAAGGAACAAAAGUCAGAGAUGGAUCAUUUAAAAGAGCAGCUGAUGAGACUGAAACAACAGACCGUCGCAGACAAAGAGGCUCUGAAACGAGCGACCAGAGCACAGAAACAAAGAGCUGAGCGCGGCGAGGACUCAGCAGCUCAGCUUCAACUCCAGCUUCUGGACAUGGAAAACCAAGUCACUGAAGCACUUUCGGCUGCCGAAACUUGGAAAAGUUGUCAUAAUGAAGAUGUAAAAGACAAAAAUAGGUUGGAGAUAGAAGUAUCAACAUUGAACAGUCGAAUCAUGGAACUGUCAGAGCAGCUCAGAGAUGCAGAGAGAAAAGGAAGAGCAGACAGAGAUUCUCUCGUGGAGCAUCUUCAUGGACUAACUUCAGAAAGCACAGCAGCCAAACUGGAAAAUCAGUCCCUCAAGGCCAGAUUGUUAACUCUUGAGGAGAAGUUGUCCUUGUCUCAGAGCGAGCUACAGCACGUCAAAUCUACCAUAGAGCAGUAUGACACUUUGAUUGGCAGCUAUAACAUACAAGUUGGUAAAACCCGGGCUGAGGCAGAUGAGUAUUGUGCGCGUUUGGCUAAAGCUGAAAAAGAUGCCUCCAUUUUGCGAGAAGAACUGGACCAGGAGAUACAGCAGGUGCAGAGGGAUCUGCUGGGAAAAAUGGCAGAACUUGAACCACUUCCUGAUGCUUUACGUCAGGCUGAGCUGAAGCUCCAGGAUGCUCAAGAGCGUGAGCUCAAUCAAGAACUUUGCAAAAAAGAACUUGGUUCAACAAUAAAUGAACUAUGCAUGAAGUUAGAGAUGGAGGGCAAUAAAGCAGAGCUUCUGAGGCAGAAUAAUAAGAUGCUUCUUGAAGAAAACAGAAGGCUUCAGCACCAUGUGGAUAAUAUGGAAAGUAAACUGGGGGAAGCAAAGAAUCAGAACUGUGAACUAUUGUCUGUUGUUGCAAAAAUGGAAAACAAACUUCAAAGCAAUCAGCUUCGUUUGGAGGAAAGAAAUUGUGAAUGUCGCCUCCUCAACCAACAAUUAGAGGAGGCUUUGAAAGAAGCUCAGCUACAGGUUUCGGGGAUCAGAGAACAGGCUGCUAUUAAGGAGAGAUCAACACAAUCAAAAUUAUUGGAAAUGGAAACGCAACUCAGUAGGACCACCUCUGAUAUAAACCAACUACGGCACAGUAAAAAAGAGACAGAGCAAUGGUAUCAAAGUCAACUUCAAGAUGUCAAAGACCGCAUGGACCAAUCAGACAGCACCAACAGAAUCGCUCGUGUGGUCUCGGCACUUCUCGACUCUUUCCGUGAAGCUGCGGGGAAUGACGUCAACGUGGGAGAAAACAGCCUCAGUGCGAAACAGCAGCGAGAGCAGCGGAUCCUCAUCCUCACCGUCGAUUUGCAGCAAAAAACCUGGUCGUUACAGGCCUCUCUGAAUUAUACGAAAAUGGAUGCAUCAGGAAAAGUUCUGGAGACGGCUGAAGACAUCCAGGAGCGUCGGCAGCAGGUGCUCGACCGCUACCGGCGCUUCAAGGAGCUGUCAAUUGUGCGUCGGCAAAAGCUAGAGGACUCCUACCGCUUCCAGUUCUUCCGCCGAGAUGCUGAUGAACUGGAGAAAUGGAUCCAGGAAAAACUACAAAUUGCAUCUGAUGAAAACUACAAAGACCCAUCGAACUUGCAGGGUAAACUGCAGAAGCAUCAAGCCUUUGAAGCGGAGGUUCAGGCCAAUGCUGGGGCCAUUAUCAAACUGGACGACACUGGAAGUCUAAUGAUCAAUGAAGGGCACUUUUCUUCUGAGACAAUUCGAACUCGUCUUGAAGAACUCCAUCGCCUUUGGGACCUUCUUUUGCAAAAAACGAAGGAAAAGGGAAUGCGGCUCCUUCAGGCUCAGAAACUCGUUCAGUAUUUACGUGAAUGUGAAGAUGCUCUUGACUGGAUCAGUGAUAAGGAGACCAUUGUCACCUCUGAAGAGCUGGGUCAGGACCUGGAGCAUGUGGAGCUUCUACAGAAGAAGUUUGAGGAGUUUCAGACUGACUUAGCGGCUCAUGAAGAACGAGUCAAUGAAGUCAAUCAAUUGGCGGCAAAACUGAUCCAGGAGUCCCAUCCAGAGGUCGAACUCAUUGUCCGCAAACAAGACGAGGUGAAUGCUGCUUGGCAGCGCCUGAAAGGUCUUGCUCAACAGAGACAAGGAAAGCUGUUUGGAGCUGCUGAAGUUCAGAGAUUCAACAGAGAUGUAGAUGAGACCAUCAGCUGGAUCAAAGAAAAAGAGCAGCUUAUGGCUUCUGAUGACUUUGGACGUGAUCUGGCGAGUGUGCAAGCUCUCCUCCGCAAGCAUGAAGGACUGGAGAGAGAUUUGGCUGCUCUGGAAGACAAGGUCAAUACACUUGGUGGUGAUGUGGAGCGGCUGCAGCAGACACAUCCCCAAAAUGCCUCCCAGAUUCACCUGAAGAAAGAUGAACUUGUGACAAACUGGGAGCAGAUACGCACUCUUGCUGCUGAGCGCCAUGCUCGCCUUGAUGACUCCUACGGGCUCCAGCGUUUCACUGCAGACUUUCGAGAUCUGACCAGUUGGGUGACUGAGAUGAAAGCCCUGAUCAAUGCCGAUGAACUUGCUAAUGAUGUGGCUGGAGCUGAAGCAUUGUUGGACCGCCACCAAGAACAUAAGGGAGAAAUUGAUGCUCACGAGGAUAGCUUCAGAACAACUGAUGAAGCUGGCAAAGCUUUACUCAAUUCAGGCCACUAUGCCUCUGAUGAGGUUAAAGAAAAGUUAACUAUCCUGACUGAAGAGAAAAACUCUCUGCUUGAGCUGUGGGAGCUUCGUCGGCAGCAGUAUGAGCAGUGCAUGGACCUGCAGCUGUUCUACAGAGACACAGAGCAGGUGGACAACUGGAUGAGCAAGCAAGAGGCAUUCCUUCUAAAUGAAGACCUUGGAGAUUCUUUGGACAGCGUUGAAGCACUGCUCAAGAAACAUGAGGACUUUGAGAAGUCUCUGAGUGCUCAGGAAGAGAAGAUUACUGCCCUUGAUGAAUUUGCCACCAAACUUAUCCAGAACAAUCACUAUGCCAAGGAUGACGUGGCUACCCGUAGAGAUGCUCUGCUUAGCCGCCGCAAUGCGCUCCAUGCUCGAGCUCAAUCUCGACGGGCUGCGCUGGAGGAUUCCUUCCACCUGCAACAGUUCUUCAGGGACUCUGAUGAACUUAAAAGUUGGAUCAAUGAGAAAAUGAAAACUGCUACUGAUGAAGCCUACAAGGAUCCAUCAAACCUUCAGGGCAAAGUGCAGAAACACCAGGCCUUUGAGGCGGAACUUUCAGCCAACCAGAGCCGCAUUGAUGCACUGCAGAAGUCCGGCCAGGAGCUGCUGGACGGAAAACACUAUGCCUCCGCCGAGGCGGCCGGACGCAUGGAGGAGGUCAGCUCCCAGUGGAAGAAACUGCUUGAGGCCACGGAGCUCAAAGGUAUUAAGCUUCGUGAGGCCAAUCAGCAGCAGCAAUUUAACAGAAACGUUGAGGACAUUGAGUUGUGGCUUUAUGAGGUGGAGGGACACCUUGCCUCCGAUGACUAUGGUAAAGACCUGACCAGUGUUCAAAACUUACAGAAGAAACAUGCUCUUUUGGAGGCUGAUGUAGCUGCCCAUCAGGAUCGUAUCGAUGGUAUAACCAUCCAGGCUCGUCAGUUUCAGGAAGCUGGGCACUUUGAUGCAGAAAAUAUUCGUAAAAAACAGGAGGCUUUGGUUAAUCGCUAUGAUGCCCUGCGUGAGCCUAUGGCGGCCCGAAAACAGAAACUCUCCGACUCCCUUCGUCUGCAGCAGCUGUUCAGGGACGUGGAGGAUGAAGAGACUUGGAUUCGUGAAAAAGAGCCCAUUGCUGCUUCUACUAAUCGUGGUAAAGACCUGAUUGGUGUUCAGAAUCUACUGAAAAAGCACCAGGCUCUGCAGGCUGAGAUCACUGGCCAUGAACCUCGCAUUAAGGCCGUCAGCCAGAAAGGAGAGGCCAUGGUGGAGGAAGGCCAUUUUGCUGGUGAGGAGGUGAGAGUCAAGUUGACAGAACUUCACGGACGCUGGGAUACGCUAAAAGCCAAAGCUUCUCAGCGUAGACAAGAUCUGGAGGACUCCUUGCAAGCCCAACAGUACUUUGCUGAUGCCAACGAGGCAGAGUCCUGGAUGAGAGAGAAGGAGCCAAUUGUGGGCAGCCCAGACUAUGGAAAAGAUGAAGACUCUGCAGAGGCUCUUUUGAAGAAGCAUGAAGCCCUGAUGUCUGACUUGAGUGCCUAUGGCAGCAGCAUACAGGCCCUUAAGGAACAGGCACAGUCUUGCCGGCAACAAGUCGCUCCAACUGACGAUGAGACUGGCAAAGAGCUGGUUCUGGCUCUGUACGACUACCAGGAGAAGAGUCCGCGUGAAGUUACAAUGAAAAAAGGGGACAUCCUUACUCUGCUCAACAGCACCAACAAGGACUGGUGGAAGGUGGAAGUUAAUGAUCGUCAAGGCUUUGUUCCUGCUGCUUAUGUUAAAAAGUUGGACCCAACACAGUCUUCCUCACGGGAGAACUUGCUGGAUGAACAUGGAAGCAUUGCGCUUCGCCAGGAACAGAUUGAGAACCAGUACGGCACCUUGCAAGAGCUGGGAGAUAAGCGUAAAGAUAUGUUGGAGAAGAGUUGCAAGAAGUUCAUGUUGUUCCGAGAGGCAAACGAGCUGCAGCAGUGGAUCAACGAGAAGGAGAGCGCGCUGACGAGCGAGGAGGUGGGCUCUGACCUCGAGCAGGUGGAAGUCCUCCAGAAGAAGUUUGACGAUUUCCAGAAGGAUCUGAAGGCAAACGAGUCCCGACUUCGAGACAUCAACAAAGUGGCCUCUGAGCUGGAGUCUGAAGGGCUCAUGGCUGAAGAAGCUCCAAUGGUUCAAGCUCAGCAGCAGGAACUUCUUGGUGCUGCUCCUGGAAAGGACGAAGCCGAUUCAAAGACAGCCUCCCCAUGGAAGAAUAUUCGCUUAGCUGUUCAAACAACGGCCAACUUUAAUACCAUCAAGGAGUUAAACAAUCGCUGGAGGUCUCUGCAGCAGCUGGCUGAGGAGCGGAGCAACAUGCUGGGAAGUGCACAUGAAGUGCAGCGCUUCCACAGAGAUGCUGAUGAAACAAAAGAAUGGAUUGAAGAAAAAAACCAGGCCCUGAAUACCGAUAACUAUGGACAUGAUUUGGCGAGUGUCCAGGCUCUGCAGCGUAAACACGAAGGCUUUGAAAGAGAUCUGGCAGCGCUUGGUGACAAAGUGAACUCCCUCGGAGAAACGGCAGAGCGGCUCAUCCAGUCUCAUCCAGAAGCUGUGGACGAUAUUAAGGAGAAGUGCACAGAGCUGAACACAGCCUGGAGCAGUCUGGUGGGACGCGCUGACCAGCGCAAAGACAAACUCGGCAACUCGCACGACCUGCAGCGCUUUUUGUCUGACUUCAGAGAUCUGAUGUCCUGGAUCAACGGCAUCCGAGGCCUGGUGUCCUCAGAGGAACUGGCCAAAGAUGUGACUGGAGCUGAGGCCCUUCUAGAAAGGCACCAGGAACACCGCACUGAGAUAGAUGCACGUGCUGGAACCUUCCAGGCGUUUGAACAGUUUGGUCAGCAGCUCCUGGCCCGCGGUCACUACGCCAGCCCUGAGAUCCAGCAGAAACUUGAGGCUCUGGAUCGCGAACGCGCAGACCUGGAGAAGGCCUGGGUGCAGCGUCGCAUGAUGCUAGACCAGUGUCUGGAGCUUCAGCUGUUCAACAGGGACUGUGAGCAGGCAGAGAAUUGGAUGGCGGCCCGUGAAGCCUUCCUGGCCAGUGAUGACAAGGGAGACUCUUUGGACAGUGUAGAAGCUCUCAUCAAAAAGCAUGAAGACUUUGACAAGGCCAUCAAUGUGCAGGAAGAGAAGAUUGCAGCAUUGCAGUCUUUCGCUGACCAGUUGGUUGGUGCUGACCAUUAUGCGAAACCAGAGAUUUUCGCUCGUCGCAAUGAAGUGCUUGACAGGUGGCGCCGCCUGAAGGCGCAGAUGAUAGAGAAGCGUUCUAAGCUCGGAGAGUCGCAGACUCUGCAGCAGUUCAGCAGAGACGUGGAUGAGAUCGAGGCGUGGAUCAGCGAGAAGCUUCAAACAGCAACAGAUGAGUCGUACAAGGAUCCAACCAACAUUCAGCUGUCCAAGCUGCUGAGUAAGCAUCAGAAGCACCAGGCCUUUGAGGCAGAGCUGCACGCCAACGCUGACCGCAUCCGUGGAGUCAUCGACACGGGGAACGCGCUGAUCCAGAGAGGCGCCUGUGCCGGCAGUGAGGACGCCGUCAAGGUCAGACUCAAUGCGCUCGAUGAACAGUGGCAGUUCCUGGUGAACAAAUCAGCAGAGAAAAGUCAGAAACUGAAGGAGGCCAAUAAGCAGCAGAACUUCAACACUGGGAUCAAGGACUUUGACUUCUGGCUUUCUGAAGUGGAGGCUCUUCUUGCAUCUGAGGAUUAUGGCAAAGAUCUGGCCUCUGUCAACAACCUGCUUAAGAAACACCAGCUGUUGGAAGCUGACAUUUCUGCUCAUGAGGAUCGCCUCAAAGACCUGAACGGGCAGGCUGACGGCUUGAUGGCCAGCAAUGCAUUUGACACAUCGCAGGUGAAAGACAAACGCGACGCCGUAAAUGGCCGCUUCACCAAGAUCAAGAACAUGGCUGCUGGUCGCCGGGCCAAACUCAACGAGUCCCAUCGCUUACAUCAGUUCUUCAGGGACUUGGAUGAUGAAGAGUCUUGGAUCAAGGAAAAGAAGUUGCUUGUAAGUUCGGAGGACUAUGGACGUGAUUUGACUGGAGUACAGAAUUUGAGGAAGAAACACAAGAGGCUCGAGGCAGAGCUUGGAGCCCAUGAGCCGGCUAUUCAGUCUGUGCUGGAUACAGGGAAAAAGCUCUCCGACGACAACACAAUAGGCCAGGAGGAGAUUCAGCAGAGGCUUGCCCAGUUUGUCGAUCACUGGAAGGAACUUAAGGACUUGUCUGGUGCUCGGGGAAAGAUGCUGGAAGAAUCAUUGGAGUAUCAGCAAUUUGUUGCUAAUGUGGAGGAGGAAGAGGCCUGGAUUAAUGAGAAGUUGAACCUUGUGGGAAGUGAGGAUUACGGUGAUACAUUGGCAGCUGUGCAGGGCCUACUAAAAAAGCAUGAAGCUUUUGAGACCGAUUUUACAGUGCACAGGGACAGAGUUAAUGAUGUGUGCACCAACGGAGACGAGCUCAUUAAGAAGAACAAUCAUCAUGUCGAAAGCAUUAGUGCAAAGAUGUCUGCUCUCCGAGGGAAAGUGUCAGAGCUGGAGAGAGCAGCGGCUCAGAGGAAGGCAAAGUUGGAUGAAAACUCUGCUUUCUUACAAUUCAACUGGAAAGCUGACGUUGUGGAGUCCUGGAUUGGUGAGAAGGAGAACAGCCUGAAGACAGACGACUAUGGUCGAGACUUGUCCUCUGUGCAGACCCUGCUGACGAAGCAGGAGACAUUUGAUGCUGGCCUCCAGGCUUUCCAACAAGAAGGCAUUACUAACAUCACAGUUCUCAAAGACCAGCUGUUGGCGGCAAAACACGUCCAGUCAAAGGCCAUCGAGGCGCGUCAUGCGGCGCUGAUGAAGCGCUGGAACCAGCUACUGUCCAAUUCUGCGGCUCGCAAGAAGAAACUGUUGGAAGCCCAGGAGCACUUCCGAAAGGUUGAAGAUCUGUUCCUGACAUUUGCAAAGAAGGCAUCUGCUUUCAACAGCUGGUUUGAAAAUGCAGAGGAAGACUUAACCGACCCAGUUCGGUGCAACUCUUUAGAGGAGAUCCGGGCUCUGCGUGAAGCUCAUGAGGCUUUCCGCUCCUCCCUCAGCUCUGCUCAGACGGACUUUAACCAACUAGCUGAGUUGGAUCAGCAGAUCAAGAGUUAUCAAGUGAUGUCCAACCCCUACACCUGGUUUACCAUGGAGGCUCUUGAAGAAACUUGGAGAAACUUGCAAAAGAUUAUCAAGGAGCGAGAGCUUGAGCUGCAGAAAGAACAAAGAAGGCAAGAGGAAAAUGACAAGUUGCGACAGGAGUUUGCGCAGCACGCUAACGCUUUCCAUCAAUGGCUCCAGGAGACCAGGACAUAUCUGCUGGAUGGAUCUUGUAUGGUGGAGGAGUCUGGUACUCUGGAGUCUCAGCUAGAAGCCACCAAGCGUAAACACCAGGAAAUUCGAGCUAUGAGGAGCCAGCUGAAGAAAAUUGAAGACUUAGGAGCAGCAAUGGAAGAAGCGCUGAUUUUGGACAACAAAUACACAGAGCACAGUACAGUGGGACUGGCACAGCAGUGGGACCAACUGGACCAACUAGGAAUGAGGAUGCAACACAACCUGGAGCAGCAGAUACAGGCCAGGAACACAACAGGAGUGACAGAAGAGGCUUUGAAAGAGUUCAGCAUGAUGUUCAAACACUUUGACAAGGAAAAGUCUGGAAGACUAAACCACCAGGAGUUUAAAUCCUGUUUGAGGUCACUCGGUUACGAUCUGCCAAUGGUGGAAGAAGGAGAGCCAGAUCCAGAGUUUGAGGCCAUUCUUGACACUGUCGAUCCCAACAGGGAUGGAAAUGUGUCUUUGCAAGAAUACAUGGCCUUUAUGAUAAGUCGUGAAACAGAAAACGUCAAAUCCAGUGAGGAGAUUGAAAGUGCCUUCAGAGCACUUAGUACAGAGAACAAACCUUACGUCACAAAGGAGGAACUUUAUCAGAAUCUAUCAAAGGAGCAAGCAGACUAUUGCUUGUCACACAUGAAACCGUACUUGGACAGCAAGGGUCGAGAGAUGCCGUCAGCAUUCGACUUUGUUGAAUUUACCCGCUCACUUUUUGUCAACUGA
Molecule: messenger RNA, 9843 nt
Organism: Knipowitschia caucasica
Lineage: Eukaryota; Metazoa; Chordata; Actinopteri; Gobiiformes; Gobiidae
Source: the annotation of a GenBank genome assembly